AUGGCCAGUGAUGCCUCCCACAAUCGUCGCUUUACCUCCAAGGAUGGAUCUCUGGCUACGGAAUCGACCUCAGCCUCCGCUGUGAGCGGGACACACGAUUCAUCCGUGGCAUCCACGCCGAUCUCGUCGUCCUCGUCUACAACGCUGCCUAGUUUGGAAGAGAAGAACAACGAAGUUGAAGACAACCCGGACACCUCUGAAGAAUGGAGGCGUGGUGCAGGGUUCUGGAGAUGUUUUACCGCAAUUUGCAUCCCCAUUCUCCUCUCUGCAUUCGAGGGCAGUGUGAUCAGUACCGCGCUUCCGACGAUUUCACGAUCUCUCAGCCUCGGCCCGAGCUCCUCCUGGGUCGCUACGGCGUUCCUGUUAGCAUCCAUUGUCUUCCAACCCCUGUUUGGACAACUAGCAGACAUCUAUGGCCGGCGCUAUUUGAUGAUGGUCGCCGUGGUGAUAUUUGGAGCUGGGAGCGCGAUUGCGGGAUACGCAAACAGUCUGGCCGUUCUACUAUUCGGGAGGGUAGUCCAGGGCAUUGGGUCCGGAGCCAUUGAUCUGUUUGCAGAGUUAGUUCUUUGCGACAUCAUCCCCUUGAGGAAGAGAGGACACUACGUGGCCAUCAAGGCCGCUGUCUACGCCCUAGGGACGACUGUGGGACCACUCCUGGGUGGUGUCUUUGCUCAGACCAACUGGCGGUGGUGUUUUGCGAUUAACCUCCCCGUCUGUGUCAUCGCUCUGGUCCUCAUGUGGUUCUGGCUGCAACUCAAGAGCGGAAACUCACGGAAGGGCCGUACUCUCGGUCAACAACUCGGACGGGUGGAUUUCGUCGGCAUCGCCCUCCUGACAACGGCGGUAGUGUUGAUCCUGUGCGCUUUGAGCUUAGCAGGCACUGUGUACUCUUGGUCAGAUCCAGCAAUUGUGGUGUCUGUGGCCGGCGGCUUUUCGGGCAUCAUAGCCUUUAUCAUCUGGCAACGGUCACGGCGAUGUCGACACCCCAUCAUGGCGCCGCAUGUCUUUUCCAACCGCACAACGACCACGGCCCUGUUCAUCACGGCGGUCCACGGCUUCAUCACAUACGGGUUUCAGUUUUAUCUCCCCCCAUUCUUCCAGGCACUGCUGGAAGCAUCGCCUUCCCAAUCAGGGGUUCUCAUCCUCCCCUGUAGUCUUACCAUUGUGGUGCUUGCUGCCCUGGGCGGCCCCCUCCUAGCAAAGUUUGGGCAAUACCGUCUUAUGCACCUGGUGGGCUUUACCCUCAUGGUGGCGGGGUUACUCCCCUGCAUACUCUACGUUGAUUCUGGGUUGGUCAGUCUUUGGGUCAUCUUGUCCUUCCUAAUUGGGACCGGUUCCGGCCUCAUCGUUUCAACCACACUGCCCACAGUCCUUGUGGAGCUUACAGACAAAGAGAAUGCCGCGGCGACCGGGUCUUGGGCCUUUUUGCGGGGCUUGGGAUCCCUCUUGGGGGUGGCCAUUCCCAACACAGUGUUCAACGCCCAAUUCGCCACGGCGCUCGACUCGAUGGACGAUUCUUUAGCGAAACACGAGUUGAGCAAUGGACAGGCCUAUGAACAUGCCUCAACGUCCUUUAUUUCGCAGUUGGACGGCACCGUCAAGCCGCAGGUCCUUCACGCAUUUACCACGAGCUUUGAACUGGUCUGGGCUGUAUUUCUGGCAUUGGCGGUCGUGGGCUUGCUUGCCACCUUCUUAGAGAGACAGAUUGGGCUCAGGAGGAGUUUGGACAGCGACUUUGGACUGAAGCGAGUGCGAGGACCGCCCGGGAGCGAGGGGGGAUAA
Messenger RNA from Dichotomopilus funicola, 1782 nucleotides. RefSeq lists its product as uncharacterized. Lineage: Eukaryota; Fungi; Ascomycota; Sordariomycetes; Sordariales; Chaetomiaceae. Gene Ontology annotation, cellular component: plasma membrane. The record is from RefSeq and is a predicted model, not a curated record. Bases 1 to 1782 code for a protein of 593 amino acids. Gene Ontology annotation, biological process: transmembrane transport. Gene Ontology annotation, molecular function: transmembrane transporter activity. The transcript has a single exon.